CUUUAAUAUCUUGAAGAUAGUAUUUCCAGAUCAUAUCAGGUUAUCUCAACAUGUCUCAUUGUGCCUGCCAUGCGGACCGAAGACGACGUCGACUCCGGAACCGACAUUCGGGCGUCAACCUGGGCAACAAGCCCCUAAAGAACCCCGUAAUUUGACACCUUCAGAGUUCCUACGAAUACUCGCGAGAUUUUACGAACGACUCUGACCCAUCUGAUUCAUACCUGGGCCACGCAGCUGUCGAGCGACCAGACCGUUCCCGUCCAAUGCACGCUAGAUACACUCGUCGAAUGUCAAAAAUAUCGUCGUCGCCAACGAGAACAAAAAAAGAAGACGAGAAUAUGGAGAUGAUGGAGAAACUCCAGAAAUAUGAAUCAAUGACAGCACUUCCGCAUCCAGCCACGAUCGUCAGGGCGGCGAAUCUCUCGCUACAACCAGAGUGCGAACACUGCAUGAUGACCCAAAUCCUCUCCAUAGAAAAAUUCCAAGUCUUUGAAGAGUGAAGCAGUGUCUACACUGACAUUUCACAUCUAUUUCUAUUUCUACUUUUCGUUUUGUUCUUCUCUUCAGCGAUUGUGUGAUAGAUUCAAAAAACAAUGGCAAAGUCGUCCAGCUACGCCACCCGAAAAUGGUGGAAGGAAUCGGUGGUUUAUCAGAUCUACCCAUCAUCGUUUCAAGAUACCAACGGUGAUGGCUGGGGCGACGUCAAAGGCAUUACUUCCAGAGUCGACUACCUCAAACAAUUAGGCAUUGACGUGGUUUGGACAUCUCCCAUCUACAAGUCACCGCAGGCGGACAUGGGCUACGACAUUGCAGACUACAAAGUCAUCGAUCCCAUCUACGGCUCCGUCGAGGAUGUAGACAAUCUCAUUUCGGAGCUCAAGAAGCGCGACAUGAAGCUCAUGAUGGAUCUCGUGGUGAACCACACCUCAAACAUGCACGAGUGGUUCUUGGAAAGCAGGUCGUCCAAGACCAACUCGAAACGAGACUGGUAUAUCUGGAAGCCGCCCAAGUCCGUGAGCGAAGCAGGCGUGCCCGAGCCACCGAACAACUGGGCUCAAAUUUUGGGAGAGGCCAACUCGGCAUGGACAUACGACACCGAGACGAAAGAAUACUACCUUUCCGUCUUCACGCCCGAGCAACCCGACCUCAACUGGGAAAACCCUGAGGUGCGCGAAGCGGUAUGGGACGUGAUGCGCUUCUGGCUCGACCGAGGCGUGUCCGGAUUUCGAAUGGACGUAAUCAACAUGAUCUCCAAAGUCCCGACGUACCCAGACGCCCCCAUCGUCCUCGACCCGGCCAGCCACCAGUACCAACCGGGAACACAAUUCUUUGUGAACGGCCCCAAACUGCACGACUACCUCCAAGAGAUGCACCGCGAAGUCUUGUCCAAGUACGACACCAUCACCGUGGGCGAAAUGCCCGGCGUGUCGGACGAAAGCGAAAUCUUACGCACCGUGGGUGCCGACGCCGGCGAACUGAACAUGAUCUUCAUCUUUGACGUUGUUGACAUCGACAAGCCCAACGUCCGCAUGGCCCUGAAACCCUGGGACGUCAAGGAGAUGAAGUCCAUCAUCACGCGGUGGCAGCGGUGCAUGAUCGAGCGCGAUGGGUGGAACUCCGUGUUUAUCGAGAACCAUGACAACCCGCGCAGCAUCAGCCGGUACGCCGACGACAGCGACGCCUUCCGCGACAAGAGUGCCAAGCUCCUCGCGCUGAUGCAGACCACGCUCGGCGGCACGCUGUUCGUCUACCAAGGCGAGGAAAUUGGGAUCCGCAACGCCCCCACCGAAUGGGACAUUGACGAAGAGUACAAGGACAUCGAGACCAUCAAUUACUGGAAAAAGUGCAAGAAGCUCUACAAGGACGACCCGGAGAAGCUCGAGCACGGCCGGAAGAUCAUCCAGAUGAAGGCGCGGGAUCACGCGCGCACGCCGAUGCAGUGGUCCGGUAGCCAGGCCAAUGCCGGGUUCUGUCGAGCCGACGUCAAGCCGUGGAUGCGCGUCAUGGACGACUUCAAGUCCGGCAUCAACGCCGAGGACCAGAUCAAGGCCUCGGACGACAAGGAAUUGUCGACAUGGCAGUUUUGGCAGCGAGGGAUUCACGACCGCAAAGAGCACGCCGACGUCUUUGUCUACGGUGACUACCAGGAACUCUCGCCCGAAGACCCAAAUAUUCUCGCGUACGUCCGCACAAGCCAGGCCGGCGAGAAGUGGUUGGUCGUGUUGAACUUUUCGGGCAAGGAUGUGGAAUGGACCUUGCCUGAAUCCCUCAAGGUCGACUUUUACGCUUGCAGUACCUAUACAAAAGGCAAACCUGAGAAGCCGCAAAAUGGCAAGAUUCCGUUGAAGCCUUGGGAGGGUUUGUUGGCGAAAUGCGCUGCAUAGAAGAAUCCCGCGAGACGAACAGUUCAAGCCUUGUUGGUUUCUCUAAGCAUAGAACAUCUCCGGUCACGAAAGAGUUUGUUGAUGUGGGUUUGGGGAGGAGUCAGAAGACUAGGUAUCCUUUCUCCGACCUUGUUUACGACUUGUGGGACCACCGGAUGUACAGAAUGCCAUCGAGUAUGCCAUACGGGAGUUGAGCUCUUGCAAAGUAGACCUUACAACAUUUCCUGAGAUAGAUAGAAUUUAGAUGACGCCCUUUUUAUUUGGGCCCACGGAGCACGAUUGCUUCCA
Molecule: messenger RNA, 2672 nt
Organism: Exophiala oligosperma
Lineage: Eukaryota; Fungi; Ascomycota; Eurotiomycetes; Chaetothyriales; Herpotrichiellaceae
Exons: 1
Coding region: 594-2384 (596 amino acids)
Biological process (GO): oligosaccharide catabolic process
Molecular function (GO): alpha-amylase activity
Source: RefSeq, a predicted model, not a curated record